Molecule: messenger RNA, 351 nt
Organism: Knipowitschia caucasica
Lineage: Eukaryota; Metazoa; Chordata; Actinopteri; Gobiiformes; Gobiidae
Source: the annotation of a GenBank genome assembly
AUGUCCACGAACUUGAAUGAACAGCUGGACAAGGACUUAAGAACAUGCCAGUGGUUCAGCGUCCAAUGUGACGAGUCUGUGGACAGCAGCAGCACAGCUCAAUUAAUGGUGUUUAUUCGGAUGGUAUUUGAGGAUUUCUCCGCUAAAGAAGAGCUCCUCACGCUCAUACCACUGAGGACAACUACGCGACGAGUGGACAUUUACAACGCGAUGAAAACUUUUUUUGUGGAGAAAAAAGUGCCGCUGGAGAAGCUCGUGUCAGUAACUACCGAUGGUGCACCGGCGAUGGUGGCUCCAGCGCUGGUGCUGGGUUUCACUGCUGACUUCUCACAAUCUCCGGGUCAGGAGUAA